Messenger RNA from Mytilus trossulus (common blue mussel), 524 nucleotides. Its product is annotated as ATP synthase subunit g, mitochondrial-like. The transcript has 3 exons. The coding region runs from base 65 to 436 and encodes 123 amino acids. The record is from RefSeq and is a predicted model, not a curated record. Lineage: Eukaryota; Metazoa; Mollusca; Bivalvia; Mytilida; Mytilidae. Gene Ontology annotation, biological process: proton motive force-driven ATP synthesis. Gene Ontology annotation, molecular function: proton transmembrane transporter activity.
CCGGAAGUCAAAUACCGCAAGUAACUUCCGGUUUUCAAUCUACAUUUCACAUUUCAAGGGCACCAUGGCUCAAAAAUUGGUCAAAUUUGGCAGUCGUUUAGCCACCGAAGUUGCACCAAAAGCAAUCAGAGUUACAUCUGAAUUUGCUAAGGUACGAGGUGGAAGAUUCUGGCACUAUGCCAAAGUAGAACUAAGACCACCAAUGUUGACAGAAUUUCCAGUCAUUCAAGAAAGUAUAAAUAACAUAAUCAGAGGAGCAAAGACAAAGAAAUUCCUCACAAUGCCCGUCAGAGAAGUAUGGUUGAACACAUUGGUAUGUUUGGAAAUCUUGUUCCUUUUCUUCAUUGGAGAAAUCCUGGGUAAAGGAUGUAUAAUUGGAUACUAUAUACCAGGUGCCUGGACAGUACAUGGUGAAGAUCAGCGUAAAAAGCAUUAGUAAUUUCACCAAUUUUGAAACAUUUGUUAUGUUUGACUGAUUUCUAAACAUGUACAGUAGAUUGAAAAAAUUAAAACGUGAGAAUUUG